Messenger RNA from Ruditapes philippinarum (Manila clam), 1721 nucleotides. RefSeq names its product 15-hydroxyprostaglandin dehydrogenase [NAD(+)]-like. The transcript is spliced from 8 exons. Gene Ontology annotation, cellular component: cytoplasm. Gene Ontology annotation, molecular function: oxidoreductase activity, acting on the CH-OH group of donors, NAD or NADP as acceptor. The coding region runs from base 243 to 1034 and encodes 263 amino acids. Lineage: Eukaryota; Metazoa; Mollusca; Bivalvia; Venerida; Veneridae. The record is from RefSeq and is a predicted model, not a curated record.
UAAUAGUUGUUCAGUUUUUUUUUUGGAUUUAGUGAUAACUAAAUAACUACCUUGUUUAUGAAAGUAUAAUAUUAAUGGUGUCCUGUGGAUUAAGGUUCAUUUGACGUUGGUGUCGUGGUACACUGGAUAUGAUCGGAGUUUAUAGACCAGUGUGAUAAUAUAAAGAUAAAUUCUGAUGUGAGAUGAGGCGCUGUUGAGGAAUAGUUUUCAUGUAAGACCAAGCUGUGUACGUUAAAUGUAAGAUGAAGGUGGAAGGAAAAGUUGCAUUGGUAACUGGUGGGGCAUCGGGCAUGGGAAAAGGUUUUACAGAGGUCCUGAUUGCUAAUGGUGCAAAGGUUUGUGUCGCGGAUUUCAACAGUCAAUGCGGAGAAGAAGCAGUAGCUGAAUUAAACAAAAAACAUGGCGCAGGGAAAGCUAUUUUCUGUAAAUGUGACGUCACAUCUAAAACAGAUUUUGAAGAGGCGUUUAAGCGGACGAAAGAAGAAUUUGGCGGGAUAGAUAUUGUCGUAAAUAACGCGGGUAUUGGUGGAGAAUCAGACGACAAAUGGGAAAGCGUCAUUGACGUUAACAUGAAAGGGACCAUAAGAGGGACCAGACUUGGCAUGUACUACCUCAAUAAAGAUAAUGGCGGUAAUGGAGGGAUCAUUGUAAAUAUGGCGAGCGCAGCGGGAAUCAAUCCAAAUCCAUUCUCACCAACAUACGGGUGUUCAAAGGCUGGAAUUGUCCAUGCAACAAGAUGUUAUGCGAUUUCAGAGGCAGCAGUUAAAUCAGGUAUCAGGCUAAUGGUGUUAUGUCCAGCAUUUGUAGACACGCCCAUGUUUCAAAAUCUAUCAUCCGGGGACAGUGACCAGUUUAUAGGAGCAGAUAUGGUCAAAGUAAAAGCAUUCAUAGAUCAUAUAGGAGUUAUGACCGUAGAAGAAAUAUCAGCAGCAUUUCUGGAAAUGGUUGAAGAUGACUCUAAAACUGGACUUAUUCUACGUUGUGCUAAAAAGACUGGGAAUCAGUACUGUACACUAGCCGUUGAGAAUGUGUAGCCGAGAUCCAUGAUCUAGGACUAUUGACAUGCAGGAUAAACACGUAUUGUGGCAGAGCUAGUGUUCGGAUGUUAACAUAUCCAACUGAAGUUCGUGAAAAUAUUUUGUUCGCAAUAUUAUGUCAUGACGUAAAUAAUCAGUAUUUAACAUUUUACUGCCUAUACUUGAAAUACCUCUAAUGUGCCGAAUUAUAUAGCUUCAUAAAUAUAAUACUAAUAGCACAUAGUAUUUGAUAGCUUUAUAUGAUAAUAUUUUCACUAUAGUAACCUCGGUCUAUAUACGCAACAGCCCUUUCAUUUGAUGGACUGACUUCCUGUAUUCCCUAAAUAAUUCUCUUUUUUUCAUGAUCAAGUGAUUCCAUACAUUUCUUCAGAUUUAUAACUUGAAAAAGACAAUCAAAACAUUCGAUAUUUUUGUUGCAUAUUCAAGUCUUUCAAAUUUCAUCUUCACUGCAUGUCUUAUUAUUAGCUUUUCAGCGAAGAACGUAAUUUUGCGCGGGAAAACUAGACACAGUCGUUAUUUCUCGUCAUUUCUCGUCAUUUCUCGGACGUUCAUUUAUUUGUAUCAUAUUUUAAAGACUUUUGUAAUAUAUUUUGUCUCUUUCAUAUAUUCAAGAUUAUGUAUUUAAGAUUUAUAAGUAUUAUAAAUAUGAUUGUUAAACAACAAUGUAAAUAAAGAAAGAAGUUU